UUGAAUUCUAAAGAGACUCAGGCGGAGCUGGGCUGGACAUCGUAUCCCCCCAAUGGAUGGGAAGAGAUAAGUGGCGUCGAUGAGAAGUACAAGCCCAUCAGGACGUACCAGGUGUGCAAUGUGAUGGAGCCCACGCAGCAGAACAACUGGCUGCAGACGAGCUGGGUGGCGCGCCGCGGCGGCCAGCGCAUCUUCGUCGAGCUCCAAUUCACGCUGCGCGACUGCAACAGCAUCCCAGGCGUGGCAGGCACCUGCAAGGAGACCUUCAACCUCCUCUAUGUGGAGUCAGACAGGGACCUUGGGGGUGUGACCCGGGAGGACCGCUACACCAAGAUUGACACCAUCGCUGCCGAUGAGAGCUUCACGCAGGGCGACCUCGGUGAGAGGAAGAUGAAGCUGAACACGGAGGUGCGCGAGAUCGGCCACCUCAACCGCAAGGGCUUCCACCUGGCGUUCCAGGAUGUCGGCGCCUGCGUUGCCCUGGUGGCCGUGCGGGUGUAUUACAAGCGUUGCCUGGCGACUGUGCAGAACCUGGCCGUGUUCCCUGACACGGUAGCGGAGGCGGCUUUCGCCACACUGGUGGAGGUGCGAGGUGCUUGCGUCAACAACUCUGAGAUCGACAUGGACAGUCCUCCCAGGAUGCACUGCAGCGCCGAAGGAGAAUGGCUGGUACCAAUUGGAAAGUGCAGUUGCAGUGCUGGCUAUGAGGAGGGACACAGCAGCUGUGAAGCAUGUCCCUCUGGCUCCUACAAGAUGUCAUCCAGACAACAGGAGUGUUUUCCUUGCCCGGAUAACAGCGUGGCGGAGGACGAGGGCUCCAUGGUGUGUCUUUGUAAAGAAGACCACUUCAGAACGCCCCUGGACAACCCCUCUGCACCUUGCACACGCCCCCCUUUUCCACCUAGAGACUUGGUCUUCACCCUGAAGCAGUCAACACUGAUACUGGAGUGGUCCGCGCCAUCCGACACGGGUGGCAGGGUGGAUCUCACCUACAGUGUGGGAUGCCGGCGGUGCGUGGUGGCACAGUGUGAGCCAUGUGGGCCCAGUGUCGGCUUCGUGCCCCAGCAGAUUGGCCUGACAGAGAGGACCGUGACCGUCGUCAAUCUCCUGCCCAACACCAACUACACCUUCACUGUGGAGGCCCUGAAUGGAGUGUCUGAGCUGCUGCCCAACAAGAGGUUUUACACACAGGUCAACGUGUCAACGAGUCUGCCUGCGCCCUCUCUGAUCAGUGAACUGCGAGCUGAGAAAAUUGAACAGAAGAGUGUGACCUUGGUGUGGAGGGAGCCUUCCUAUCCCAACAGCAGCCGCACCGAGUAUGAGGUCAAAUACUACGAGAAGGAACAAAAAGACCAGAGUUACUCUACAGUGAAGACUUCUGCCACCCGCAUCAGUGUCAAUAACCUCAAACCGGGCACCACGUACAUUUUCCUCAUCCGCCCCUUCUCCACGCCGGCGCCCUCCUCAUCGCUCUCCUCCCCCCCUCUCUCCUCAUCCUCCUCCUCCUCUGCCGCCUCAUCCUCUUCAUCCAUCUCCUCCUCUUCUCCGCCACCCAUCGACUACGGAGCAUACAGCACCCCCCUGGAGCUGCAGACACUUGGCGAGUUGGCACUGGCAUCCAGUGAGCAGAAUCCUGUGGUUAUUAUAGUGGUGGUGUCUGUGGCCGCUCUCAUCAUGCUACUCUCCAUGGGAGUGGGCCUGCUCAUCUGGCGAAGCAGCCUCUGUUCGAACUCCUCCAACGUAACUCCUGCUAGCGUGGUGCUGCUCUCCACCUCCUUCUCCACUCUACCUCCUCCUCCUCUUCUCUCUCCUCUUCCUCCCUUCACACAGCUGACGCCCAGCAGACAGUGCGGCUACAGCAAAGCCUCUCAAGAGGGCGACGAGGAGCUCUACUUCCAGUUUAAGAUCCCAACCAGGAGGACCUACAUUGACCCGGAGACCUGCGAGGACCUGCUCCAGGCAGUCCACGCUUUUGCCAAGGAGCUGGACAACUCUAGCAUCAAGAUAGAGAGGAUCAUACACACAGGGGACUUUGGGGAGGUGUGCCGCGGCUGUCUGAAGCUGCCCAGUAAGAGGGAGUUGCCUGUGGCCAUAAAGACACUGCGGGCCGGCUGCUCCGAGAAACAGCGGCGCUCCUUCCUCAGCGAGGCCGGCAUCCUGGGACAGUUUGACCACCUGAACAUCAUCAGGCUGGAGGGCAUCAUCACCACUGGUAACACCAUGAUGAUAGUGGUGGAGAGCAUGUCGAACGGGGCCUUGGAUUCCUUCCUCAGGAAACACGAAGGCCAGUUGACCACAAUGCAGUUGAUGGACAUGCUGACUGGGGUGGCCUCGGGGAUGAAGUACCUCACCGAGAUGGGCUUCGUCCACAAACGGUUGGCGGCACAUAAGGUUAUGGUUAACUCCAGCCUGGGCUGCAAGGUGUCUGGCUUCAGACCCCUGCAGGAGGACAAGAUAGAGGCUAUCUACACUACUCUGCAUGGAGGGAAGAGCGUGGUGCUAUGGACGGCUCCAGAGGCCAUCCAGUACCAUCGCUUCUCUUCAGCUUCAGAUGUUUGGAGCUUUGGCAUCGUCAUGUGGGAGGUUAUGUCCUAUGGAGAAAGACCCUACUGGGAUAUGGGCAACCAGGAUGUGAUAAAGGCCAUAGAGGAUGGAUUCCGGCUGCCAGCACCAGUGAACUGCCCUCCCCAUCUCCAUCAGCUGAUGCUGGACUGCUGGCAGAAGGAGAGGACAGAGAGGCCCAGCUUCAGCCAGAUCCAUUCGGCCCUUAGCAAGAGCAUCCGCUCGCCUGACGGCAUUGGCUCCUCCACGCUGGCACGCAGGACCCUGAAUUCAUCCAUCACGAUAGCAGAGAGGACUCUUCCCUCCUUCCCUUCUUUUAACUCGGUAGGCGAGUGGCUGGAUGCAGUAGACAUGGGCCGCUAUAAGGACAACUUCAUUGCUGCAGGAUACUGCUACCUGGAGUCUGUGGCGCGUAUGACUGUACAAGAUGUGCUGAGCCUUGGCAUCACUUCCCUGGAGCACCAGAAGCUGAUACUGGCUGCCAUCCAGACGCUCAGAGCCCAGGUCAUCCAGAUGCACGGCCGUGGUGUGCAGGUCUAA
This is a messenger RNA of Lampris incognitus (smalleye Pacific opah), 3102 nucleotides long. Its product is annotated as ephrin type-A receptor 7. Gene Ontology annotation, molecular function: protein binding; transmembrane-ephrin receptor activity; ATP binding. Gene Ontology annotation, biological process: axon guidance; cell surface receptor protein tyrosine kinase signaling pathway; protein phosphorylation. Gene Ontology annotation, cellular component: plasma membrane; neuron projection. The coding region runs from base 124 to 3102 and encodes 992 amino acids. Lineage: Eukaryota; Metazoa; Chordata; Actinopteri; Lampriformes; Lampridae. The record is from RefSeq and is a predicted model, not a curated record. The transcript has 18 exons.